Messenger RNA from Salpingoeca rosetta, 3366 nucleotides. RefSeq lists its product as uncharacterized. Gene Ontology annotation, biological process: post-Golgi vesicle-mediated transport. The record is from RefSeq and is a predicted model, not a curated record. NCBI's taxonomy places the organism in Eukaryota, Choanoflagellata, Craspedida, Salpingoecidae. The coding region runs from base 112 to 3228 and encodes 1038 amino acids. The transcript is spliced from 25 exons. Gene Ontology annotation, cellular component: Golgi apparatus; membrane.
GGCAACUUUGACGUUGGCAGAAAGGCAAAUUUGACGUUGCCCUGUCCUCCACAAAAACGACAGCAACUGCUGACGCUGGAAAGUUGGACGACCAGGCAGUGAAUAAAAAAAAUGAGCAACAGUCCGCGCAGCGUUGCUGCAGUUGUCCUGGCAGCAGUGCUUUUGGCUGUGUCGUGUGGAUUCGCAGCUGCAACUGCACCCACAACUUCCUCACAUCAACGCCUUGCUUCCUUGAAACGCCGUCACGAGCCAGUGUACGACCAGGUGACCUCCCUUGCGGACAAGCCACAAGGAGUCACAUCUGACGAUGUCCACGCCAGCCUGUUCUCCCACAAACGCAAUCUGCUCACGGGCGACACCGCUAUCGAUGCGCGCCGCACUGCCAGCGUGCCCACGGGUGCACAGCAGCGCUCUGCGCAAAACGAGCAACCACAACGCCGUCAGCGCCGUGCCGCUGCCAGCGAUGACCGGUGCGGGUCAAAGUCCGACGACGUGGCGUUGGAUGCCAGCAAGAUCAGCGUGGCAACGCACAGCUUCCCCAGCGACGCAACCGAGAUUUCCUUCCUGUGGGUCGGCCAACCCCGCGGCGAGAUUGUGGCGCUGGUGACGCGUGAGUUGCAGCGGCAGGAGCCGAACGUGUACUGUAGCAGCGACUAUGGCCGCAACUACACCCUCUGCCCGGGCAUCAAGUGGCCCGUCGUCGAGCUCCACCGCGUCGAGACCCUUGACGCAAUCUGGGUGUAUGCGUUGCCGUCGCCGAGCGAGUCGCAGUACUUCUCCAAAGACGACUACCGCAAGUCCGCUGGCUUCUACCUGUCCACGGAUAACGGGCGCACGUUCACGUUUAAACCGCUUGACAUGCACAUGCACCGCAUCUUGCCAAACCCGACAAACGCACACGAGAUGCUCGGAUUCGUCCCAGAUGACGACCACUCGGACUACGAGGUGGACGACCUGUACCACCUGUCUGAAUACGGCAGCGAGCAGGCGCAGCUGCUGCGCAUCAGCGAGCACGUCUUCUAUGCCGACUGGGCACAGGAAAAUGCAGCGGGGAACGACGAUGAUGUGCUGAUGACGGUGUAUCGUGCCGAGCCGGGCGAGGUGGUUCCACUCGACCUCGUCCGCAUGCACCGUCCGGGCACGCGGGAUGCAAAGACAUCCAUGCUCAGGAAGAACUGCUACGACUUUGAACAGGCUGCCGAGUUCCUGUUCGCCACGGAGGUCCCGUCGAGCGAUGGGUUUGACGAGCGCCGGCUGUUUGUGUCCAAGGACAACGGCGACACAUUCACGGCCGCUGUGUUCCCCUUUGAUGCGCGGCACAACCACUUCAAGAUUGUCGAUGCGACGGAGGGCGUUGUCUUUGCGCUCGUCCAGCACACCCUCACCCGCACUGAAGGCGACACGUUUGUGUUCCGAGUUGACUCGCCGCCAGAGAUUGCGGGGAAUUUCAGCGCAACAAAGGGGCUGUUCACCCCAGCACUCACCGGCAACGUGCUGUCAGGCACCCUCUUCAUUGAGAAGCAGAACCCACUUGGGUGCUCUGACCGUGGAGGCGUGAGUCCUGAAGCCAAGGGCCGCAUUGCUGUUGUGCAGCGCGGCGAGUGCAAAUUCACAGAGAAGACGCUGAAUGCGCAAGCAGCUGGCGCGAUCGGGAUUGUGAUUGUGAACGAUGCAGACACACUCGACUUCCGGAUGGCGGGAGAGGAGGGUCUUGAGUUGGACAUCCCCGCGUUCAUGGUGCAGAAGUCGACAGGCGCCACGCUCGAAGACACAUUCGACAAGAACGGGGUUGACAUUAUCGCUUCGCUGAUCGAAGACAACAUCCAGGAGCAAGAGAUUAUGCAAACGAGCAACCUCUUUGUCUCCGACGCGAGUGGUAUUGACUUUACUCUCUCCCUGCAAGAUGUAGCCUACCUCCCUUACUUCUCCAGCACAGGCACCGAGGUUGCUGACGUGCACAAGGUAGCGAGCCAGCCCGGCACGUAUCUUGCGACGUGGCUGAAGAACGACCGGAUGGAGACGGUCAUCACAUUCAACAAGGGCGCGUCGUGGUCCCACAUCCCGCCGCCACACGGCGCUCGGUGCGAGGACGAUGAUGAGGCCGCGUGCCAGCUGCACAUUGCGCUCGAUGCCGCUCGUGCCAUCAUGGAUCUCCCACUCCCCAUGUCGACACCAACCGCCUCAGGCAUCAUUCUCGCUAACGGGUUUGCCGGGGAGAGCAUGACUUUUGCAUCUUCAGAAGCGAACCUCUACCUUUCGUCCGAUGGUGGCCUCACCUGGUCCCUCGCUGCGGAAACGCCCCACGAGUACCAGAUCCUCGACCACGGCGGCGUGCUUGUUGCCGUUCCUUACUUCCAGACCACAGACUCGAUCCUGUACUCUGUUGAUCGCGGCACCACGGACUGGGAGACGAAGAAGAUUGCCCGCGAAGACACAAUCUUGCAGAUGACGGCUGAGACGGGCGGGGGCACGCUCGUCGUGUAUGCGUACUACUACGACAUUGAGUGGCGGGGUGCUGCCGUCGACUUUGAGCCGCUCCUCGGCCGCCCAUGCAGCACGGCGUAUCUUGGCACCGCCAACGCAGACUACGAGAUCUUCUCACCGGGUGUUCCCGUCAGCAGCGGCAGUGACCAGCGCUGCCUGCUUGGGCAACAGCACAAGUUCCUUCGCCGCAUCGCUUGCAGGAUCUGCUUCAACGGCCUCGACCACGAGCCGAAAUACGAGGCAGCGGAGGACCAGGGAACAACAAUCUGCAAGUGCACCGCAGCAGACUUUGCCUGCGCCCCGGGAUUCACGCGCAAGUCAGACCUUUCCGCGACCAGCCCGUGCGAAUACGACAAGGCGUACAAGAAGGAGAUUGCAUGCUCGGGCCGCAAGGAGUUUGAGGAUGUGCGCAACUACGCCAAAGUCGUGGGCGACGUGUGCAGUGGCGGCGAAGAGGAGACGUACCAGCAGACAACUUCCGUGGAAUGCUCGAACCCUGGUGCCGACACGAGCAUGGCCGUUGUCAGUGUGGUUGUCGUGAUUGCGUUCCUCGUCAUCUUCAUCACCGUCAUCCUGUACAAGUCGCCUUCCCUUCGCGAGAGGGUGAGCGGGUACGUGCCGUGCUUCCGUAGCCGGUCCACCGUCAGCUUCAGCCAGCUCACCAACACGAACAUCAACGACGACUUGAUGGACAGCGAUGAUGAGAUGCUCAUUGGCACUGGCGAUGCAACCGCGCAGGCGUGAGCACCACUGCCACCAUCGCCACCGCCAGCAGCAGCAAGUAGAACCCACAGCACAUGCCACUUUACUCCCUUGUUCGCUCCUUCAUGCGCUUUGUUUGUUUGUGUGUGUGUGUGUGUGUGUGUGUGUGUGUGUGUGUGU